AUGAGUGGCAGAGAUGAUUCUAUAUCUGUAGGUAUAUUGUGGAAGUCUUCAGUUGUUGUUGUUGCUCGUGGUAGAAUUUUGCAUACUAACACUGCUUCAACAAGGGUGCACAUAUGGACAGAGAUGGGAUUGUCCUAUGAAGAGGAGGAGGAGGAGGAGGAGGAUUCUAAAAUGCAGACUCUCAAGGACAUAGAAACAUCCUUGUGCACAGAGGAUGGUCACAAAAAAGUAAUGACAUUGUGUAACACUGAAGAAAUCAAAAUUCACAGCAAUGGAAAUAUGUCUGACAAAUCUGAGGAUGCAGAAUUUGGGAUCACUAAUGAAAUUCAAGAAGCAGAAAAGAAGCUUACUUAUUUAGGAGAACAUAUUUCUUUUGUGAAAGAUAAACUGAAUUUAUUUCAAGAGAAAGGUGAACUGACAGAGAUAGAACAAAAACAAGUAGAUAAAUAUAAGGAUGAAAUUAAAAACAAACUUAAUGAAUUACACAACACAUCAAAAAGGCUUCAAGCUCUAGUUGGUGUCUCAAAUACAGAUCUUAAACAUCUAAUUAAUUCAGAUGAAGAACAGGCAGAAUUUGAAGGAGAUGAUAGAAAUGUGAAUAAUGAGAUGAUAAGUAUUAAAUCAUCAGUCUCUGAGACCCCUGUAAACUUGGAGCCAUCUUUUAAUAGUGACAACAAUGAAAUAGAUGAAAUUUCUUCAAGUCUGAAUCAUCCGGAUAUUUUGGAAAAUGAAGUAAGUAAGACACUAGAGACUAUAUCAGAAGAGGAAGUAGUCAGUGAAGGCUUUCGAGAAUGGAUCGCUGUAAACACUGUGAUUCCAGAAUUGAAGCAUCAGAUAAAGGAUACAAAAAGAGCAAACAACUUCUUUUCAAAUGAAGAAUUGUUUCCAAAAGUUGUUAUAUGUGGUUCAGAAGGUGGUGAUCCCAAGAUAAUCUUUUGUGACCAAACUAACUCUACAAGUGACUUUCCUGUGAUUGUGACACAGUUACCAUAUUUUCUCCAUAAGAUUUUGUCUAUGAAAGAAAAAUCUUUGAUGGAGAUUGAAAACCUACAAAAUAAGAGGUAAGGUUCAGUCAGUUUCAGUAGAUGCGUCGAGAG
Messenger RNA from Schistocerca cancellata (South American locust), 1097 nucleotides. RefSeq lists its product as uncharacterized. NCBI's taxonomy places the organism in Eukaryota, Metazoa, Arthropoda, Insecta, Orthoptera, Acrididae. The coding region runs from base 1 to 1065 and encodes 354 amino acids. The record is from RefSeq and is a predicted model, not a curated record. The transcript has 4 exons.